AUGGGUAUCACAUUUGGUGAUUAUCACUUGGAGCAGCUUUAUCAGCAGUCACUUUUAGUACACACUCGUGCACAUUUGUUGCAUGUGCAGUGUCUAUGGAUAACAUACUUUUUAUUAAUGGCUUUAGCGCAUUUGCUGGAAUUUGAUUUUAUGUUAAUUAUUAGUGCGAUUAGUGCAACUUUAUGUUUAGUUCUGCAAGCCGCCUUGCUUAUUAAACCUAUGCUAAUACGAUAUGUGCUAUUUGGCACAGUGCAAGUACUUGCACUUAGUGCAAUAACUUUAUUACCUACAGGACAUUCAGCAUUGUUGCCUAUUGCCUUAGUCAUAUUUACUAUUUAUGCAUUAAUCCCAAUGAAACUUACUUCUGCUGCAAUUAUUUGCUGUGCAUUGUCUGUUUUGCAACUGGUUGCACUCAUUUUCCUUGCACAAAUACCAUUUACUGUAAGUCAGGUAAGAUUUUCUUCAUAUUAUCGAAUUAAGUAA
This is a messenger RNA of Thelazia callipaeda (thelaziosis nematode), 483 nucleotides long. Lineage: Eukaryota; Metazoa; Nematoda; Chromadorea; Rhabditida; Thelaziidae. The record is from the annotation of a GenBank genome assembly.